Molecule: messenger RNA, 783 nt
Organism: Papilio xuthus (Asian swallowtail)
Lineage: Eukaryota; Metazoa; Arthropoda; Insecta; Lepidoptera; Papilionidae
Product: brain-specific homeobox protein homolog
Exons: 5
Coding region: 1-768 (255 amino acids)
Biological process (GO): regulation of DNA-templated transcription
Molecular function (GO): DNA binding; DNA-binding transcription factor activity, RNA polymerase II-specific
Source: RefSeq, a predicted model, not a curated record
AUGGAACAAGAAACAAGAAGCGACUCUCCUAUGGAUUCGAAUCGUCAAGAGCAAAAUUCGAAAACUUCUUUUUUAAUAGAAGACAUUUUGUAUCGAGGCCAAAGUCGCGGUUUCAAACAGCCAGUACCGGAUCCGAGGAGGUUUGAUUACGACCGGCCGGAACCGAAGCCGUUCUUCCCAGUUCCAGGGGAAGUCAGGCCCCAUGUCCCAGGUAGAGAAGGGUCGUAUCUUCACGUGGCCAUGGGAGCUCUUGGGGCAUAUCUACACACUCCAAAUACCUACAAGUCUGUGGAAACUCCCUACUUUUUAUCUCAAGGCGUGCCGUACCACGCGCUGUUCACGCCGUCGGAGCUGUCACUGUCUGCUCUCAAGCAUUGCCGACGGAGGAAGGCACGGACCGUCUUCUCUGAUCCACAACUUACUGGUCUAGAGAAACGUUUCGAGUCCCAACGUUACCUGUCUACGCCGGAACGCGUGGAAUUGGCUGGCGCGCUGAACCUCUCGGAGACACAGGUCAAGACCUGGUUCCAGAACCGGCGUAUGAAGCACAAGAAGCAAAUGAGGAAGCAACAGCAACAGCAAAGAGGUAAUACAGCGGUAGACUUCACAACGAAGCAUCAUACACAAUUAGGAGAAAGUCGAAAGGCAGAAGAUUCUAGAAUAUCGACAACUCAAACAUCAGACUCUGAAACCGAACACAGCGAUAGCGAUAUCGAUAUUGUCGGCGAGACAAACUACGCACAACACUACGGGAAUGGCGGCACGUAAAAUAAAACGAUAAAU